Molecule: messenger RNA, 638 nt
Organism: Manihot esculenta (cassava)
Lineage: Eukaryota; Viridiplantae; Streptophyta; Magnoliopsida; Malpighiales; Euphorbiaceae
Product: EG45-like domain containing protein
Exons: 3
Coding region: 65-469 (134 amino acids)
Biological process (GO): systemic acquired resistance
Cellular component (GO): apoplast; cell wall
Source: RefSeq, a predicted model, not a curated record
CCUCAAACCAUUUCAUCAUUCUACUUACAAUAUUUAUUUUCUUCACAAUUUCAAAUUCCAUCCUAUGGCAUCCAACGUUCAAUACUUCUUUUUCUUCUCUUUUAUUACUAUAUGGCUCUCUUCAACUAUCGCAUAUGCUCAAGUUGAUGGGUUGGCUAGCUAUUAUACUCCUCCUUACACGCCUUCUGCUUGUUAUGGGUAUGAGGACCAUGGGGUGAUGAUAGCAGCAGCAAGUGAAGCUAUUUUUAACAAUGGAGCAGCUUGUGGGCAAUAUUAUCAAGUGACUUGCAUAAGUGGGACAAAUGCUGGGACCCCACACCCUUGUUGGGGAAGUGGGACAGUGGUGGUGAAGAUUGUAGAUCGUUGCCCUGAUGGGUGUAGGAGCACCAUUGAUUUGUCUCAAGAAGCUUUUGCUUCCAUUGCAGACCCUAACUCUGGUGUUAUUAACAUCUCUUACCAACGGGUUUAAAAGAUAUAUGCUCCAAGAAAAUCUGGUGUUCUUAAGGAAGUGACACUGCCAAUCAGAUUUUUUUUUUUUUUAAUUAUUGAAUUUGUUGAAGAAUUGUACUUCAUGCAUGUAUUUGACUGAUUAUGCGUUGUGUGUUAGCAGAAAUAGAAUGAAAUAAAUUACGAGCCGA